Lachnellula hyalina is the source of this 2277-nucleotide messenger RNA. RefSeq names its product putative glycosyl hydrolase (gene YIR007W). Gene Ontology annotation, biological process: carbohydrate metabolic process; ergosteryl 3-beta-D-glucoside catabolic process. Lineage: Eukaryota; Fungi; Ascomycota; Leotiomycetes; Helotiales; Lachnaceae. The coding region runs from base 1 to 2277 and encodes 758 amino acids. The transcript has 3 exons. The record is from RefSeq and is a predicted model, not a curated record. Gene Ontology annotation, molecular function: steryl-beta-glucosidase activity.
AUGUCGCCCCUGCGACUUACAAUCGAGGAUGGUCUCUUCCGAGACUCCCACGGACGACAGAUCACUCUUCGAGGUAUCAACGUAGCUGGAGAUGCCAAAUACCCAAGCAACCCGGACCAACCCUCCCACAUCCCAGAGGACUUCUUCGAUGGAGACAAUGUUAACUUCCAUACUCGUCCAUUUCCCCGCGAGGAUGCGCAUAUACAUUUCUCACGUUUGAAGCGGUGGGGAUACAAUACCAUCAGAUACGUCUUUACGUGGGAGGCGAUUGAGCCAUCAAGGCCAGGUGUAUAUGAUGAGGAAUGGAUUCAACAUACAAUCGAGAUAUUGAGACUGGCAAAAGACUAUGGGUUCUAUAUAUUCAUGGAUCCUCAUCAGGAUGUGUGGUCAAGAUUCUCGGGAGGAUCCGGUGCUCCAAUGUGGACUCUCUAUGCCUGUGGGUUGAACCCCCAAAGCUUCGCAGCUACGGAGGCUGCAUUAGUGCACAACACGUACCCUGACCCUGCAACCUUCCCCAAGAUGAUCUGGUCAACAAAUUAUACUCGACUGGCAUGCCAAACGAUAUUUACGUUCUUCUUUGCUGGACGAGACUUCGCUCCCAAAUGCAUCAUCGAUGGCAAAAACAUACAAGAUUAUUUGAGAGACCAUUACCUCGAUGCCUGCAGUCAUCUCGCAAAACGGAUACAUGAGGCUGGAGAUCUGGAGGAUGAUGUUGUUAUUGGCUGGGAAAGCAUGAAUGAGCCUAAUCGGGGCUUGGUAGGCUGGUCCGAUCUCUCAACCAUUCCAACUGAGCAGAAGCUGCAAAAAGGUACGUCACCAACAGCGUGGCAAGCUAUGUUGACUGGCUCGGGAAGGGUAUGCGAAAUUGAUACUUGGGAUUUUGGAGGGAUGGGCCCGUACAAGUCUGGAAGGGUUCUCGUGGAUCCUCAAGGGGAAAGUGCUUGGCUUCCAGCAGAUUACGAUGAUUCUAGAUACGGUUACAAACGGGACCCUGGAUGGAAGUUAGGAGAAUGUGUCUGGGCGCAACAUGGAGUCUGGGACCCAAGCACUGACACAUUGCUGAAGAAAAACUACUUCAAGAAGAAUCCUCGUGGGGAAGUUCUCGACUAUGAGCAGUUCACAAACAUCUAUUUCAUGGAAUUUUACAGGAAAUUCAGAGAUACUAUCCGAGCUCAACACAAGGAUUGUAUUUUGUUCUGUCAGCCGCCUGUGCUGGAGAUUCCUCCUUCCAUUAAAGGUACCGCAGAUGAUGACCCGAAAAUGGUUUAUGCGCCACAUUACUACGACGGUUUGACACUCAUGACUAAGAAAUGGAAUCGGUAUUGGAAUGUCGAUGUUCUUGGUGUCCUUCGAGGGAGAUACAUGAGCCCCGCAUUUGCGGUCAAGAUUGGAGAGACUGCAAUUCGAAACUGUUUCAAGGAUCAGUUAUCGGCCAUUGUGCAGGAAGGGCUUGAUUACAUGGGUAAUCAUCCGACUAUCCUGACAGAAUUUGGAAUACCCUACGACAUGGACGAUAAAUAUGCAUAUAAGACGGGUGAUUACUCGAGUCAGUCAGGGGCUAUGGACGCAAAUCAUUAUGCCAUUGAAGGCAGUUCCAUGGCAGGAUAUACUCUGUGGCUAUACAUGACUGAGAAUAAACACCAUUUGGGAGAUCAAUGGAAUGGAGAAGAUCUCUCUAUUUUCUCGGUGGAUGACAGGCUACUUCCACUCUCUCCAGUCCCUCCCACGCCCAGCAACGAUUCGACGACAACUUUGGAGGGGCCGAGUACGAAGAUAGGUUUCUCUAAUGAGUCUACUGUGAACCCUAGAAAUCUAAAGGCCAAGUUAAAGACACCUUCAAUCUCAUCAGAAGCUACGGACAAACCGCCAGAGCUUACCAGUGCGCCCGGAUUUCGUGCGGCCGAAGCAUACGUCAGACCAUCUCCGAUUUCUACCGUGGGCAAGAUCCUCAAUCAUGGGUUCGAUCUCCGAAAUUGCAUAUUCACACUCCGCCUCCACGCACAUAAGGCUAGUGCUGAGGAUCAUCCGACCGAGAUAUUCUUACCAGAAUUUCAUUUCCCCAAAGACCAGUGCGAAGUUGAGGUUACAGGGGGCAAGUGGACCAUCAGCACAGAUGAUUCAGAUGGUGGCUUCAUUCAAACGCUCAGGUGGUGGCAUAUGGACGGCGAGCACUCAAUUAGAGUCAAAGGUGUACAAAGACAGAACAUGAGGCUAGGCAAGGAAGAAGAAGAAGGUUAUCUGGACCAAUGCCAGCAAACUAAAUGCAGCGUCAUGUAA